This is a messenger RNA of Porites evermanni, 336 nucleotides long. NCBI's taxonomy places the organism in Eukaryota, Metazoa, Cnidaria, Anthozoa, Scleractinia, Poritidae. The record is from the annotation of a GenBank genome assembly.
AUGGCAACCGGAUUGGCCAUUAUAAUUUCACCAAUCUUGAUGCUGACGUAUGUCCAGGUUACGACACUUAAGGGGUAUGGGAUUAACACAUGCUACUACAACACCCUUUUAAGUGAUGACGACAGAAAAAAUAUACUCCACAAUUUAGAGCAGCCCGAUUGUCAGUACCAGUUUUUAUUUAUUAGCCCUGAAGCUGUAAUUACAGACAGCUUCCAAAGUUGUCUGGACGCUUUAAGACGUGAAAAUAGACUGAAAAUGUUUGUUGUGGAUGAAGUCCAUUGUAUAGAUACCUGUGGAAAGGACUUUAGACCUGCCUACCAACAAUUUAAAAUUUUG